AAAACAUGUUCGAGGUAAUAGUUAUAUGCCAGAACACAAAGUCACCUCUCUGGUAUGUUCUGUAAACUCUCCCAAAAUAAACCACAUGCCUUCUUCGGGUGGCUCUCUCUAAUCCUCCCCUGGAAACGAAGAAAACCAGAGACGAGUUAGUUAAUUAACCGCCAAGUCGUUAACCUCUCGCCUUGUUUUAAACCCGGCCCCUCUGCUCUCCUAUGUUCAAGCCCAGCUGCCUCCUGUGCCUUCGUGUCAACUCCUGAACCGCUCCGCGGGCCGCGCUACGUGCCAGAGACGCCGGCCGAUGGAGUUCACGUCGUCCUACUUCCACGCGUUCGGCAACCCCGACUUCGCGGCGGCGUUCUCCGGCGGCAGCGCGCACGCUCUCCGGCCGCGCCCCUCCGCGGACGUCGACGCCCCCGGCGCGAAGGCAGCCGCGGAGAGCGGGAGCCCAGCAGCGAGGCGCGCGCCCUCCGUGUUCUACGUCCCCGACACGGAGGCGGAGGAUGCGCACCACUUCCUGGACGAGUGCUCCCUCUGCUGCAAGGCCCUCUGCGGCGACAUCUUCAUGUACAGAGGGGACACGCCGUUCUGCAGCGACGAGUGCAGGAGGGAGCAGAUCGAGAUGGACCGCGUGAAGCACCGGAGGAAGAAGCAGCACUCCCCCACGGCGCAGGCGGUGGCGCAUAGGGAGCGUCCCCAGCGGCAGCUUCAGGCACAGCACUAGAUCGAGCUCACCAAGGAUUCACUCCCGUUGCGACUCGAUCCCACGUACUGACGGAGGAAGAAUGAAUUCUUGCACGUUGGUGGUACUACUAGACAAGGAUUCUUGUAAAGGGGGAGUGACGAAGGCAGCGAAGGUUUUUUGUGUACUACACUGAGCACGCGAGUUUGUUGCUCGUUUUUGUUUGAUUCCUGAUUAAUAUCAGGGCCACUGGAGCCAAUGCAUGAGCUCUUUUCUA
Messenger RNA from Phragmites australis (common reed), 956 nucleotides. RefSeq lists its product as uncharacterized. The record is from RefSeq and is a predicted model, not a curated record. The coding region runs from base 299 to 721 and encodes 140 amino acids. The transcript has 2 exons. Lineage: Eukaryota; Viridiplantae; Streptophyta; Magnoliopsida; Poales; Poaceae.